Sus scrofa (pig) is the source of this 12986-nucleotide messenger RNA. RefSeq names its product pseudopodium enriched atypical kinase 1 (gene PEAK1). Gene Ontology annotation, molecular function: protein kinase activity; ATP binding. The record is from RefSeq and is a predicted model, not a curated record. Gene Ontology annotation, cellular component: focal adhesion; actin cytoskeleton. NCBI's taxonomy places the organism in Eukaryota, Metazoa, Chordata, Mammalia, Artiodactyla, Suidae. Gene Ontology annotation, biological process: protein phosphorylation.
UAGUGUGAACAUAACUUUUAUAUGCAUUGGAAAACAAAAAAAUCAUGACUCACUUUAUUGUGAUAUUUACUUUACUGCAUUGGUCUGGAACUGAACCUCCAAUAUCUCUGAGAUAUGCCUGUACACACACACAUACAUACAUAGAUUUAGAUCUACAUCUUUAUAUAAACAGUUUAAUCACUCUGUCAGCUGAGAUGGUCUAGAAGCAAUAAAACCCCAGUAACAAUGACCACGUCUAGUGCUUAGAUUUUGGUUUCUAAUACCAUUCUCCAAUAAGAGAAGUCAGGGCUUCUUGGAAAAGUGGCUGCUUCUUGCAGUGGGGCAGGAAAUAUAUAGAAUGAGUCUGGAACAUCUAUAGUGGCAAACAUUUUUUUUUAAAGAACAUAAUAAUAGGAGUACAUCAAAAAGACAAAAGACCUACUAAAAGAUCUUGCAAUGACCAAAGCUAUAACAGUUUGAGCAACAAAAUUUUUAAAAAAUAAUAUUAGGUUAAAACCCAAAGUGUAAAGUAGAUAUCCAUGAAUCCAUACUGAUAUAGACAAAUGAUUGAUGUUGACCUUGGAGGAAAAUAGGCCAAUAUCCCAUGUAGAAGAAUUCCAAUUAAUUUGUUUAGAUACCCUACCCUCAGCCAAGUGGGGCAUAACUCCCUACUCCCUAAAUUGAGCUACUUAUAGUGACUUUUCUUCAGCAUAUGGUAUGGAAAGGAUAACACUACAGUGGCACAACCUGACAAACUACCUAGGUGAGCACGGUCAACAUGAGCAAUGGUAAGUCAUGUUGAUAGUAUGUACCCUUGGUGUGGUCUGAUAUAAGUGGCACAUUACCUGUGUGGUUUCCCCUCCUUAAACACAUUAUCCCAGUCGAAUCAUGAGAAAUCAAAUCACAAUUCUAUAGAAUAUUUUACAAGUGAUCCUCAAAACUAUAAAGAUCAUUAUAGUAGGUUGAAUGGUGAUAACCCUCAAAAGGUACAUCCAUGUCCUAAUCUCCAGAACCUGUGAAUGUGACUUUAUUUGGAAAAAGAGUCUUUGCAGAUGUACUUAAGGUAAGAAUCUCGAGAUGAUAUUAUCUCAGAUUUUCUGGAUGGAUUAUAAAUCAAAUGAUGUGUCCUUAUAAAACAUGAAAGAAAAGGCACAGAUACAGAGAAGACAGAGGCAGAAAUUGAAAUUGAUUUAGCCACAAACCAAGGGAUGCCUUUAAGCCACCAGAAGGUAAAAGAGGCAUGGAAUGAUUUUUCCUGAGGGCCUUCAGAGAGGGUGGUCCUGCUGAGACCUUGAUUUCAGGCUUAUGGCCUAUAAAACUGUAAGAGAAUAAAUUUCUCUCUUUUUUUUAAGACAUCAGGUUUGUGUAAUUUGUUACAGAAGUCACAGGAAACUAAUACAGUCAACAAAGACAAGAAAAAUUUAAGAAGCUGUCACAACCAAGAGUAACCUAAAGAGACGUAGCUACUAAAUGUCAUAUGAUGUCCUGGAUGGGAUCCUGACACAGAAAAUGGACAUUGGAGGAAAACUGAGGAUAUCUGAAUAAAUGAUCGAAGUACCUGGACUGCAGUAGGUGCAAUAAAUAUUUGCUGAGAAAUGAAUGUUGAGUAAUCCAAAAAGAUUGGGAAAAGAUUGGCAUUAAUUUCUCGAGAAAGAAGGAAAAGAAUAUUUGAGGUCCAUUUCUAAGGAAAGAAAAGGAAGAAAUGACAGAAUGCCUAGAGUUGAAACCAGUUAAACUGGUAAACAUUGCUAUCUUCAGAAAAUAAGUUAAGGAAUGAGAGGCAAGGAAGAAAGGACAUUCAUCUUGGAAGGACCUAAAGCACUUUGAAAUUUAAAAGAAUGUAAUGACAGCUGCUAAAACCACCUUUGUCACCGAAAUGGAUGAAGUACUUCAAAUUUAAAUGAUUGAUCACACUUACAAAAGCUGCUAUGAAACAGAGGGGAGGUGAAAACUAACAGAUGAAAAUUUUGCCAUGCACUGAAAGGAAAGCAUUGUCUGUGAAGUUCUGUAUUUAAAAAUGUCUGCUUGUAACACCUUUACUGAACACGUUUGGAAACCUGGUGAAUGCAAGAACUGCUUUAAACCUAAAAGCUUACACCAGCUCCCCCCAGACCCUGAAAAGGCACCCAUCACCCAUGGCAAUAAAACUAAUGCCAACCAUAGUAACAACCACCGAAUCAGGAACACCGGAAAUUUCCGGCCUCCUGUGGCUAAAAAGCCAACUAUAGCUGUGAAGCCCACUAUGAUGGUGGCAGAUGGGCAAAGUGUGUGUGGAGAGCUUAGUAUCCAAGAAAACUGUGAGAACAAACCUGUCAUCAUAGGAUGGAAUCGAAACAGAACGGCCUUGAAUAAGAAACCACUUAACAAUAAUAAUGAAGAUGAUAUUGAAGGAUUUAGCCAUGUUCCUAAGCCUUAUGACAAUAAUGAUAGUGCAAAGAAGGUAUCAAAUAACAAUAAUGGACUAACUGAAGUGUUGAAGGAGAUAGCAGGCUUAGAUACCACCCCUCAGGUAAAAGGAAAUGAAACAAACUCCAGAGAAACCUUCUUAGGAAGAAUAAAUGAUUGCUAUAAGCGAUCACUGGAAAGAAAGCUUCCGCCAAGUUGCAUGAUGGGCGGGAUAAGGGAUACUCAGGGCAAGCAUGUUAUUCUGAGUGGAAGCACAGAAGUGAUCAGUAAUGAAGGAGGCCGAUUCUGUUACCCAGAGUUUUCUAGUGGCGAAGAGAGUGAGGAAGAUGCGCUUUUCAGUAACAUGGAGGAGGAGCAUGAGAGCUGGGAUGAGAGUGAUGAAGAGCUGCUGGCCAUGGAGAUUCGUAUGAGAGGGCAACCUCGCUUUGCCAACUUUAGGGCAAACACUUUGUCUCCUGUUCGAUUCUUUGUGGACAAAAAAUGGAAUACUGUCCCCCUGCGAAAUAAAUCUCUUCAGAGAAUCUGUGCUGUCGACUAUGAUGACAGUUAUGAUGAAAUCCUGAAUGGUUAUGAAGAGAAUUCUGUGGUCUCCUAUGGACCAGGAAGCAUUCAGAGCAUGGUGUCAUCUGACUCCACAUCCCCAGAUUCCUCUUUAACAGAAGAAUCACGGUCCGAGACAGCCAGUAGUUUAUCCCAGAAGGUUUGUAAUGGGGGACUAUCUCCCGGUAACCUGGGGGAUUCUAAGGACAUGAAGGAAAGUGAGCCCAAUUGUGAAAGCCCCAGUGGUAAUAAUCAGGAGAAGACCUCAGCACAAGCAUCCAAAAGCUCAGUAAAAGUUCCAGAGACACACAAAGCGGUCCUUGCUCUCCGAUUAGAAGAGAAAGAUGGCAAGAUUGCCGUUCAGACUGAGAAGCAAGAAAGUAAAGCCUCUACAGAUAUUGCUGGGCAAGCAGUAACUAUAAACCUCGUUCCUGUAGAAGAGCAAGCAAAGCCAUACCGAGUAGUGAAUCUGGAGCAGCCAUUGUGCAAGCCUUACACUGUCGUGGAUGUGUCAGCAGCCAUGGCCAGUGAGCACCUCGAGGGCCCCGUUACCAGCCCCAAAACGAAGAGCUCAUCUUCUACUCCUAACUCUCCAGUGACAUCCCCUGCAUUGACAUCAGGACAAGUAAGUGCCCAUUUCCAAAAAUCCAGUGCAAUCCGCUACCAGGAAGUCUGGACUUCCAGUACCAGUCCACGACAGAAGAUACCUAAAGUAGAAUUAAUUAGCGGUGGGGCCGGACCAAAUGUCCCUCCAAGGAAAAACUGUCACAAAUCGGCACCUACUUCACCCACGGCUACAAACAUUUCCUCCAAAACUAUCCCUGUUAAGUCACCUAAUUUGUCUGAAAUAAAAUUUAAUAGUUAUAACAAUGCUGGUAUGCCACCUUUUCCAAUUAUCAUUCAUGAUGAGCCAACUUAUGCUCGGAGCUCCAAAAAUGCUAUCAAAGUUCCCAUUGUCAUCAAUCCAAAUGCAUAUGACAAUCUAGCCAUUUACAAAAGUUUUCUCGGAACAAGUGGAGAACUUUCAGUGAAGGAAAAAACCACAAGUGUAAUAAGCCAUACUUAUGAAGAAAUAGAAACUGAAAGCAAAGUGUCUGAUAACACCACUAACAAACCCACUGAAUGUCCCCAAGCUAAAGGGUUUUCAAACAGCACAGAGCGUAAAAGGGGCUCAGUGGCUCAGAAGGUUCAGGAGUUUAACAGCUGUCUUAACAGAGGUCAGUCUUCACCGCAGAGAAGCUAUAGUUCCAGCCACAGCUCCCCAACAAAGCCCCAGAGAACCACUCAAGAACCUGUGGCCAAAACAGAAAGCACUCAGGAGUCUCAGGUCGUGAGCAACAGCAGCAGCACCAGGGAGAAAGCGAGCACAGUGCUUUCUCAGAUUGUAGCUUCUAUCCAACCCCCACAGUCUCCUCCAGAAAUGCCCCAGUCUGGCCCUAAAGCUUGCAGCGUGGAAGAGCUUUAUGCAGUUCCUCCCGAUGCCAGUGUUGCUAAGAGCACACCUAAGAGCACACCGGCCCGGCCCAAAUCUCUCUUCACAUCCCAGCCCAGUAGUGAGACUGAAGCAGCACCUCAGACCACAGAAAGUCCUACCACCAAAGUACAGAAAGAUCCACUCAUGAAGCCAGUCACCACUCCCCCCUCCAAAUUAGUGACUAACCCCCCAAAUGAGCCACCACCUCCCUUUCCCCCACCACGCUCUACAUCCUCCCCUUACCACGCAAGUAACCUUUUGCAGAGGCAUUUCACCAACUGGACCAAGCCAACCAGCCCUACCAGGUCCACAGAAGCUGAAUCAGUUCUGCACUCAGAAGGCAGCAGACGGGCAGCUGAUACAAAACCUAAACGCUGGAUAUCAUUUAAAAGUUUCUUCCGCCGUCGGAAAACAGAUGAGGAAGAAGACAAAGAGAAAGACCGAGAGAAAGGGAAGCUGGUGGGCCUGGAUGGCACGGUCAUCCACAUGCUGCCCCCUCCUCCAGUUCAGCGCCACCACUGGUUCACAGAAGCAAAGGGGGAAUCCAACGAGAAGCCAGCCAUUGUCUUCAUGUACAGGUGUGAGCCUGCCCAAGGCCAGCUCAGUGUGGAUCAGGGCAAAGCCAGGGCAGAGCAGUCAGCAGUCACAGAGAGGAGUGGAAUGGAGGAUGGGUUACUACAGGACUCAGAGAAGAAGAAAAGAAGUCACUCUUCUCCAUCACAGAUACCUAAGAAAAUUCUCAGUCAUGUGACCCACGAAGUGACGGAGGAUUUUUCUCCUCGGGAUCCAAGAACUGUUGUUGUGAAGCAAGAUGGUGGGGGCUGCACAUCAGUCACAACAGCAUUGCCCCUACCUGAACUGGAAAGGGAAGAGGAAAAAGAAGACAUUUCAGAUCCUAUGGACCUGAAUCCCUGUAGUGCAACAUAUAGCAACUUAGGGCAGUCUAGAGCAGCCAUGAUACCUCCCAAGCAUCCACGGCAACCUAAGGGAGCUUUGGAUGAUGCCAUUGCCUUCGGUGGGAAAACAGACCAAGAAGCACCUAAUGCUUCUCAACCUACACCACCCCCACUGCCAAAGAAAAUGAUCAUAAGAGCCAAUACAGAGCCAAUCUCCAAAGAACUCCAGAAAUCCCUGGAAACUACUCUUUGUGUCAUGGCUAAUCCUACCUAUGAUAUUGACCCCAACUGGGAUGCCAGUAGCGCUGGCUCUUCAAUCAGUUAUGAACUCAAGGGACUGGAUAUUGAGUCUUAUGACUCCUUGGAGAGACCUUUGCACAAGGAGAGACCUGUGCCCUCUGCAGCAAACAGCAUCUCCAGCUUAACCACUCUCAGUAUUAAGGACAGAUUUUCCAAUAGCACAGAGUCCCUGUCCAGCCGGCGUGGUCCCUCUUGCAGGCAGGGCAGAGGCAUCCAGAAGCCACAGAGACAAGCACUUUAUCGAGGACUUGAGAAUCGUGAAGAAGUGGUGGGUAAAAUCCGAAGCCUUCAUGCAGAUGCCUUGAAAAAACUGGCUAUUAAAUGUGAAGACCUCUUCAUGGCUGGGCAGAAAGAUCAGCUCCGUUUUGGGGUGGACAGCUGGUCAGACUUCAGGCUAACCAGUGACAAGCCUUGUUGUGAGGCAGGUGAUGCCGUUUACUACACAGCUUCAUAUGCAAAAGAUCCACUUAAUAACUAUGCAGUCAAGAUCUGUAAGAGCAAAGCUAAAGAAUCACAGCAGUAUUAUCACAGCUUGGCUGUCCGGCAGAGUCUGGCUGUCCAUUUUAACAUCCAGCAGGACUGUGGUCACUUCCUGGCUGAAGUUCCCAAACGUCUGCUUCCCUGGGAGGAUCCUGAUGCCCCAGGGGAGGAAGAGGAGGAAAUGGAAGCGGCAGAAGAGGUGAAAGGAGAAACUGAUGGGGAAAACCCAGAGCCCAGCUCUGAAGCAGAGUCAUCCCACAAAGAAAGCCAGGCGGUCAUUAGCAGGAAGCAGAGAAGCCACGUUGUGGUCAUCACCAGAGAGGUUCCCUGUCUCACCGUGGCCGACUUUGUGCGAGACUCUCUGGCACAGCAUGGGAAGAGCCCUGACACAUAUGAGAGACAAGUGUGUCUGCUGCUCUUACAACUGUGCUCCGGCCUGGAGCACCUCAAACCCUACCAUGUCACUCACUGCGAUCUACGUCUGGAGAACCUGCUGCUUGUCCACUACCAACCCGGGGGCACCAGCCAGGGCCCUGGGCCUGUGGAGCCCGGGCCCACCUCAUCCUGUCCCACGAGGCUCAUAGUAAGCAACUUCUCUCAAGCCAAGCAGAAGAGCCAUCUGGUGGACCCCGAGAUCCUCCGGGACCAGUCCCGCCUCGCCCCAGAGAUCAUCACAGCCACCCAGUAUAAAAAGUGUGACGAGUUCCAGACAGGCAUCCUCAUCUAUGAGAUGCUGCACCUGCCCAAUCCCUUCGAUGAGAACCCAGAGCUGAAGGAGAAGGAAUACACUCGAGCAGACCUGCCUCGCAUCCCACUCCGCUCCCCCUAUUCCCGGGGCCUGCAGCAGCUGGCCAGCUGCCUCCUGAACCCCAACCCUUCUGAGCGGAUCCUCAUUUCAGAUGCCAAGGGCAUCCUGCAGUGUCUGCUCUGGGGCCCCCGGGAGGAUCUCUUCCAGACUUUCACUGCCUCCCCCAGCCCAGUGCAGAGGAACGCCCUGCUCCAAAACUGGCUAGACAUCAAGCGAACACUGCUCAUGAUCAAGUUUGCUGAGAAGUCCCUGGACAGGGAGGGGGGCGUCAGCCUUGAGGACUGGCUUUGUGCUCAGUAUUUGGCUUUUGCUACUCCAGACUCCCUCAGCUGUAUUGUGAAAAUCCUGCAGCCCCGUUAACAUAUCCCAGUUACUGCUUUUACUUCAUUGUCACCUUCUUCGUCGCCUACACACUCCCCCUUCUUGGUACUCACACAGAAUUCAAAGCAAGAAGAAAGACAAGCCUUCCACCCCCAUCUGUGAACAAUUGAGUCCAUUCAGAAAGGGAAUCCUCAGCUCCAAUCCAAUGAGACGCCGAGUCCAUCUUUACUUUGUGGAAAGUCAACUGCACCCAUGAGCAGCUGCCUUGCAUUGGCGUACCUUCCGCCCUAACUGUCCCAAAAUGCAGGGAAAAAAUGAAGACACAUCCUUGAAGGGACAGCUCCUUUAGUAUGAACUCAGUGAGCUGGAUCCGGUUCCUCCAUACUUUUGAAUAUCACCUGUCUUUUUAACACCGUGUGUUUAUUCUCACUAGCAAUAGACAGAUUUAACCAGUUCUUAUUAUCAUCCACUAAGCUCUCAUGACAGACCUUCUUCCUUUAAAGGAUCAGUAACUGACUCUCUUACCAGACAGAACUGCCAUCCUUAGGAUCAGCCCAGUUUGGGUUCCGGGGACUAUACCCUUUGUUCAGCAGACGAGUAGAAAGACAAGGAGGGAUCCCAUCCCUUGGGUCACAAGCCCAUUUUCAUUUCUGUCAUCCAUAAGUGUGUGCACUGCAUGGAGGAUGGCCCUAAAAGUCUCCCCUCUGCUGCCACUGCCUGAUUCCCCUUCACCUCUACUCUGUCCGUACUUGCCAUGAAGUUUGGGUUUAUUGGCCACUUGUGGCCCAUUACAGAGCUGACCCAAGGUGGUAUCACCAGUGCCUCAUCAGAGUGGAGUGCAGCUCAAAUCUUAUAAAUAGCUGGCAGGACAAAAGGAGAUGAUUUUCCUGCAUGUGCAAUUCUCUAGGGGCUAUCGGGGAACAGAGUUGAAAGUACCGUUCUUUGGUUACUGUCAGAGCUGUCAGCAUCGGCAGCCUGGGCUGGCGGUGCCCAGAUCACAGUUUCCCCCUAAGCAGUAAUUGGCCAGUUUCCAUCUAUCAGUAGCCGGUGUUAACUCGUCUACCAAAUACUGUAGACCACAGCCCUGAAUGAAAAGGCUGUCAGUUGAGCCCUAAUAUCUCCUUAGAGGGCAUGACACGGCUGACUGUUAGGAUGGCCAGAAGGCAAGGGAGCGGGGAGGAGGCCACUGAUCAGACUGCUGACCUCCUCCUCAGAGUGCUGACCUUUCCUAGAGAGACUGCCUUGCCGUUGCACGGGCACAUUGGUCCUGAUGACUCUGAAAUGGCUCUGGAGGACAGCUCACAGGGAGUUUUGAUUGCCAAGGUGGGUGGCUGAGAGCUGUUCACUGUACGUGGGGUCUGUGCUCCUCUCGUAUGGAUAUAUGUGCAAUUUUUGUAUGUAUUUUUUAGCUGUAUAUACAAUGUUUAUGUUGCAACUUCACCUGAAGCAAUAUCCACAGAAACCCUCCCCUUCUUCCCUUGGCACAUAUUUGCGCUGGGAGACGAGAGUGUUCCUUCCACCGAAUGUGUGUGUGUGUGUGUGUGUGUUUGUGAGAGAGAGAGAGAGAGAGAGUGAUUCAAAACUGUGAGUAUCUGUUUACUUCAACCUUGAAAUCCCAAGAGUCACUCGGACAGUGUGAGUGUGUGUACACGUGUGUGCCCGUGUGUGCACACACAUGCUGGAAGUGAGGCCAGGCCUCUGGGGGAGCAACCUGUGGCAGGGUUGAUAGACACGGUCUAUCUCUGCACCUCAAUGGUGAGAUAGCCCUGGGCCCCUCAUCUACUGGUGUAGAGUUUAUUAAAGCCAAGACUGGUUGUGCAGUAUUACUUAGAUAGCACGUUAGUGGCCUUUUGGAAGUUUCUAAAUGUUUAACAUUAACAGCCUUUCAUGUGAUUCACCUAUAUCAAAGAGGAUCAGGAAAGGAGAAUGUAUUUUAUUGUGCUCUUCUUUGUUUCUUUUUUUAUUUUUUUCAAGAGAAUGGAACAUACGAGGCUCCAUGUGGAGGAUGUCCCUGUCCUCCAGGCCAGCAGUACAGGACUUCCAGGGAAGAGAGCCGAUUGGCCCACAAAGAGUUUUGCCUCCUCUCGCCUGGGUGCAAGGCUCUGCCCCUAGGAAUGGCCACAGGGUGGGCGUGCCGCUGCAGGCCAGCAGUCCACUCUCUCUCGGUGUCCUGUGACAUGGCUGCACCUUGCCUCUUGGUUCACCUUAGCAUAGCCCAUGUGCACAUAACUCCCUGCCUAAUUAUACACUGAAGUGGCAGCACAUAGACCACUGACCCUGUCAUCCAGCACGUUCCCUUAGCAGUCCCCCACCCCCCGACCCGCCUCCAUGGUUUGCAUAUUGAGACACUUUCUCAAUGUCACUCUUGUGGUGCCUUCCCAUGUAAAUUUGAAUGUUGACUAUUUAAUGAGGUUUCAUAUUUAAUGAAGAAUGUUUCCCAGUCCCUCUAUUUGUUCUCUUGGUAUCUUCUUCCCCCUACCCCCACCCCUUUUUUUCCUGUGUCUGUUUUGACUUGGAUCCAGCCUUCUUCAUUUUAACUCUAUGGUAUUAUAAGCAUGGACACCCUCCUCAACCAUGAUCUUAUAGCACUGGCAAACCAAGCACCUCUUCACAUCAGACGUGCUUAGUACUGUUUUUAUAUUCAGAUUUGUUAAGGGCAACAAGUGAAUGCCAGCUAGUGAGACGAAGAACACAGCCUUCCCCGGGACAAGUGGCUGGAUUAAUAGUUCUCUGAGGGAGGCCAAGGAAGGUAAAGCGGGGAGGGAAGAAGAUGUUACAGGUUAGAGCAGAAUAGACAAGGUAACCAUUUUUCUAGGCAAGAAGUAUUACAUCAGAUGGUCCUCAGAAUAUUUUUCCAAAAUAAUGAAAUUCAGUCUAAUAUUAUCACAAACAUUUUACGUUUCUAUUUUAAUUAUAGUGGAACUUUGAAUUUACUCAUCAACUGGAAAGAAAUCCUACCCUCAGACACAGACAUACAUAGCAUAUUUAUGUACAAAUAUGUAUGUGUAUAUAUAUAUAUAUGAGGUUUUUGAAUUGUGACUAGCAUAGCACUUUAAAUUUUCUCAAAGAACACCAAGUUAUUGUCUUCAGUACUGAAUGGAUUUUUCUCCUUCACUGACGUCUUUACUAUAGAUUCUUCCAUUUAUAUUGAGAAUUUGAACAAUUAAGCCGCUUUUGGAACUUUUCCUUCAGCCGUAUGAGCAAGAAUAGCCUCUCGUACGCAUUUGGGUACCAGAGAAACAGGACAGUGGCUAGAGUAGCCACCACCAAGUCUGAAUGUAUAGCAGAGUGCCUUGUCAGCAUGAUAACCUCGUGUGGGGAGGAAGAGAAUUAGACGUUCCACAGGGAAGACCAGGGCUGAGAAGUCUCCCUUGCCAGCCUGAGGAAAGCCCCGUUGGUACAUGCACGCUAGCGUGAUGUGCAAAAGCCAGUUCAUCAACAAUAACAACAGGAUGGGGAAAAGAGCAGUUGAAACCUGUGGAAUCAACAACAAAAGACUCCUGCAGGUCCACCAACCCCUAGGCUAAGUUAAAAUCAGAAGCUAAGAAUGUGGCAGUGGGUUUCAAGUUUUGCCCUGAGAAGAUAAACCGGCUGAAGUAUGCGGGGGGGGGGGGGCACAAGCACCCACACUCCCUAACCUGCUGAUGUUAAGAGGGUUUAAAGUAAAACCUGUUUGUUAGGAUUUUGAGACUGUGUAGCCUUUCAUUGUCAGUGGGGGCCAGUUAGGCUUCCACACUCAGAAUAAGUUUGUGAACGUGGAAAAUAUUAAUGAUAUUUCUAGGGUUUGACUGCCUAAAAUUGUAUUUUAAAGCUUUCUAGCAUUGUAAAAUUUGAGUGAAAGCUCUUUGGGGCCUACUAAACAAGUAAGGCAUCAAAGGAUGCACUCGGCUUCCCAAAUUUGAGUUAAGAAUACUUUGGUGCUGGGAAGUAGCCUGACUUGUUUUGCUGAUAAUCUGCAACUAGGAUUGUCCCCUAGAUGUUAACAGCAGGGAUCUGAAAAAAAAAAAAAAAUACAGGCUGGUUCUGGAAAUUGGUGUGGACUUAGGCUACUGCACUUAGGAUACUUGGAGGGAGUGGGGAGAGAAACUUGAUUCUCUGGGCCAGCUCUGACAUGCUUUUAUUCCCCCCACUAGUUGAUAAGGAAUAAAAAUUCUGGUUCAGCCUAAUGAGUGAACAGGAUGACUGCCCACGAAACCGGGUCGUUAGUUUUACCUCAUUGAAGCUCAUAUUCUCAAAGGCCCAAAGUGCUGUGCCGAGACAAAUCCAAGUGCCACCCUUGCUGAAGUGUGCACUGCAGCCCAGCUGUGUGUGCUGACAGCAGCACCAAAAGUGAGGAUUCCAUGGACCAAAAAAGAUGCCACAGGGGCAGCCACAAGAUGUGUAAUGCAAGAUCCUAGAUAGAGAUUAUACCAAAGAAAUCAAGCCUUUUUGUCCUGAUGCUUCUAAGGUGAUGAGGUAGAGUUACGAGAGAUGCCAAGGGAGGAGAAUUCACGUGCAUUCCACAUCCAGGUAUUCAGCUGAUGAAGUACUCCAGUCUCCAAAAAGCACCUGUUUUUUGAAAAAACAAGUCCAUUAUGUGUAUUGGGGGGGGGAAGAUGAUGAUGAAGACGAAGAAGAAGAAAACCUUGGGCAGAUUAUAGAGUUCCCCAGUAUUUAAGGAGGAGGAACUAUUUCCUCCCUCCUUGGUGUGAUUGUGACUGGGCUUCAGCUUGGGAAAUCAUAUCUAUGUCAUUAAGAGCUGAGGAUUUUUUUUUUAAAGAGAUGUGGUAGUUUCAAUAGGUUUAUUUAAAGAACACUUGGGAAAUUUCUUAACAAAUUGUAAUAGUUUUUAUAAAUCUUCCUACCCAGGUGUUUACCACUCAUCAUCACCAUCAUUUAGUAUUUAUAAGUGCCCAGAAUGUACAAGGUGCUAUACAGCUGUUAAACACCCCUCUCUGCAGCUGUGUGAAAUUAGAGUAGGUUUUUGCAUCAGCCACUGCUAGCAACUUUCCCCACCUGGGUGGGCUGCAGGGGCUCGCAUCCUGGACGUCCGUCACAUUUCCCACUCCAGAGAGCCUCCUCGUUGAUCUAGCUUCUCACCUUUACCCAUCCACUCGCCUCCAUGGUUUGGUUUGUUUUUUUUUUUUUUUUUUUUUUUUUUUUAAUCAAGAAAGUUUCAGGGAAUCAAAAGAGGUCGGACAUUUUUUAACCUAGCAGAAGUACAGAGUCAUAUAUUUUGCUACAAAUCUUAUAGUAUGGGAAAUCCACUUUGCCCGUAUAGUGUGUGGAAAGUGUGUGUGUGUCUGUGCUCAUGAUAACUUGAAUGUUGAACCAGCCCUAAUGGCUUCAGGGUAGCAUCUUUGAAAGAUAAACCACACGGCUUCAGGAAACUUUCUCCAAAUACUACUUGGUUAUCCGUUCCCGUAAGUUUUAAAGGGUGUUGAGGGUGAACACACUGGGAUGGGAUAUUCUGUUGAUGACAUGCCGGGCAUUUUGGCGUGAGAUGAGGGCAGAAGCAAGAUGUUGUCCUUCUCAGUGAUUUGACGCGUGGCAGUCCUCAUUCCACUCUCUCUUUCAUUCCCCAUGGUUCUGCCCAUACUCUCUUUUUGAAACUCUUGUUUCUUUUGCUCUUUCCUGGAGCUUCACCUCUCUUCUUACAUAUUUUAGCGUUUUAUAAAUCUACCAAUGAAAGGUCCCCUCUGUCACCAGGUGGCACCACCCUUUGGUUUGCUGUGGUACUUUGCUGUGUUCUCUGUGGCAUCAUGUUACUGUGUAAAUAAAUUCAUUUUCAUAUACACUAAAA